Molecule: messenger RNA, 2681 nt
Organism: Dreissena polymorpha
Lineage: Eukaryota; Metazoa; Mollusca; Bivalvia; Myida; Dreissenidae
Product: heat shock 70 kDa protein 12A-like
Exons: 5
Coding region: 1347-2639 (430 amino acids)
Cellular component (GO): nucleus
Molecular function (GO): ATP-dependent protein folding chaperone; ATP binding
Source: RefSeq, a predicted model, not a curated record
CAAACAUUUUACAGAAUGCGUCUACGAACUUCUGAAAACUCAGCAGGUUGGAACUACAUCUGAUGACGUUCUAUGGGCCAUCACUGUGCCUGCCAUUUGGUCAGAUGGUGCAAAGCAGUUCAUGAGAGAGGCUGCUAGCAAAGCUGGUAUCGAAGAUGGAAAUCUGAUAUAAAUAUUAGAACCAGAAGCAGCAUCUUGUUUCUGCCGAGUACAGCAGAUUUGCAGAGUUGUAAAGGUGGACAACAGCGUUCAAUUGGAAAAGAUGCCCGUGGGACAUAAAUACAUUGUAGCCGAUUUGGGAGGGGGAACAGCUGAUAUCGCUGUACACGAAGUUAUUGAUGACAACAAUUUGAGGGAGAUUUCAAGAUCGGACGGAGAUGCUUAUGGCGGCAUACAAGUCGAUCGGGCUUUCUGGAAGUUUCUAGAAGAUAUUUAUGGACCAAACGUCAUUUCAACGUUGCGCAAAGACAAAGCUUCCACAAGAGAUAUUCGAGCCUCUUUCGAACAAAAGAAAAGAAACUUUCAACUCGAUGAAUCUGAAAUACGAAUACAAUUGCGAGGAAUAAAAAAGGCUAUUAAAAGGACAGAAAAUGCAGACACAGACAACGUAAACAAUGAUGCAUUGAAGCGACGGUUUAACGGCAAAGUUGAAUUUAAAGUGGAAAAAUUAGUAAUUCAUUCAGAAAUAAUGCAACAAUUAUUUGAGCCAACAAUAAAUGGCAUAAUUAAAUUCAUUCAAAAGCUUCGUAAUGACGAAAACGUUGACAUCAUUAAUACCGCUAUUCUUGUUGGUGGGUUAUCCAAUUCUAAAUACAUCCAGAAUAUGAUUCAAAACACAAUCCCAGGCCUGCGGGUAAUAGUACCACCAGACCCGACGUUUGCCGUUCUGAAAGGAGCGGUGCUUUUUUGCAAGAAUCCAUCGCAAAUUACCGAGCGUAUUGCACGCUUUUCGUAUGGAUUUUCAUUUGCACGUAUAUUCAAAAAAGAUAUUGAUCCUGUCGGUCUUCGAUUCAAACAGAAUGGCAUCACUUAUUGCAAUAAAGUGUUUGAUAAGUUGAUCACAAAAGGUGAAAUUCUUGUUAAAGGAACCGAGAGACUAUCGGCUUAUACAAGAAUAGAAGAUAUGGAAAAUGGCAAAAAAGCAAAUAUGCUUAGAAGGGUUCCAGUUUUGUCGGAAAUAUAUAAGUCUGAAAAGACAGAUCCCAAAUACACAACUGCAGAGGAUGGAAGCGAAUUUAUAGGAAGGAUUGUUGUUAUGCCGCCAAAUAGUGGAUGGCCUUUGGUAGCUGUUAUAAAACAUGGUCUGGUUGUAGAAGGAAGUGAACUACUCGCUUUCGCCAGAGACCAUGAGACGGAAGCACUAUACGAAGCUCGGUUUGACUGUCUUUAAAGCUGGUAUCGAAGAUGGAAAUCUGAUAUUAAUAUUAGAACCAGAAGCAGCAUCUUGUUUCUGCCGAGUACAGCAGAUUUGCAGAGUUGUAAAGGUGGACAACAGCGUUCAAUUGGAAAAGAUGCCCGUGGGACAUAAAUACAUUGUAGCCGAUUUGGGAGGGGGAACAGCUGAUAUCGCUGUACACGAAGUUAUUGAUGACAACAAUUUGAGGGAGAUUUCAAGAUCGGACGGAGAUGCUAAUGGCGGCAUACAAGUCGAUCGGGCUUUCUGGAAGUUUCUAGAAGAUAUUUAUGGACCAAACGUCAUUUCAACGUUGCGCAAAGACAAAGCUUCCACAAGAGAUAUUCGAGCCUCUUUCGAACAAAAGAAAAGAAACUUUCAACUCGAUGAAUCUGAAAUACGAAUACAAUUGCGAGGAAUAAAAAAGGCUAUUAAAAGGACAGAAAAUGCAGACACAGACAACGUAAACAAUGAUGCAUUGAAGCGACGGUUUAACGGCAAAGUUGAAUUUAAAGUGGAAAAAUUAGUAAUUCAUUCAGAAAUAAUGCAACAAUUAUUUGAGCCAACAAUAAAUGGCAUAAUUAAAUUCAUUCAAAAGCUUCGUAAUGACGAAAACGUUGACAUCAUUAAUACCGCUAUUCUUGUUGGUGGGUUAUCCAAUUCUAAAUACAUCCAGAAUAUGAUUCAAAACACAAUCCCAGGCCUGCGGGUAAUAGUACCACCAGACCCGACGUUUGCCGUUCUGAAAGGAGCGGUGCUUUUUUGCAAGAAUCCAUCGCAAAUUACCGAGCGUAUUGCACGCUUUUCGUAUGGAUUUUCAUUUGCACGUAUAUUCAAAAAAGAUAUUGAUCCUGUCGGUCUUCGAUUCAAACAGAAUGGCAUCACUUAUUGCAAUAAAGUGUUUGAUAAGUUGAUCACAAAAGGUGAAAUUCUUGUUAAAGGAACCGAGAGACUAUCGGCUUAUACAAGAAUAGAAGAUAUGGAAAAUGGCAAAAAAGCAAAUAUGCUUAGAAGGGUUCCAGUUUUGUCGGAAAUAUAUAAGUCUGAAAAGACAGAUCCCAAAUACACAACUGCAGAGGAUGGAAGCGAAUUUAUAGGAAGGAUUGUUGUUAUGCCGCCAAAUAGUGGAUGGCCUUUGGUAGCUGUUAUAAAACAUGGUCUGGUUGUAGAAGGAAGUGAACUACUCGCUUUCGCCAGAGACCAUGAGACGGAAGCACUAUACGAAGCUCGGUUUGACUGUCUUUAAAGUUUGUUUGAUUUGAAAUACAAAUAUACUUCAAAGAGUAAA